GCUCGCUAAACCACUCACGCCCAAAGGGCUGGUGGGAUUAGCGCGGACCUCCGAAAGUUGAUGGUCAUGCAGAUGCAAGUUCCUCUCGCAUCACGCAUCCUGAGAGCCCCAGGGACCUUCGAAUGCGCUUGGAGACCUCUGCAAAGGCCUCCGCGGCGCCCUCUGCGGAAACCCCUUCGGGCCUCCGGCGAGGUACAACCACGUCCGACGGUGGCAGAGGCGCCUCCGCAGCAUUCAGCAGAGGCUGCACCAGAGCAGAGGCUCCGCCGCGGGCUUCGGCGAGGGUGCCUCCGACCAGCCGCAAACCAUGCGGGGCCCCAGAAGGCGCAUCGGCAGCAUGGCCCGGAAGCUCCGCGAGGGCCCGAAGAAGGUGGUCGGCACCAUGCGGGAAAGGCAGCAGGUGCUCCAGCAGGAGUACCAGAGGCAGGUGCUGGAGCUGAAGGGCCGUCUCGACCAGGGCCUGUCGAGGGCGCGGUCAUCCAGGGCCAGGCAGCUGCGCCACAUGGUCUGCUUCGUCUGCUCCAUGGCCGACGUGGUGGUCACGUCGAUCUGGCUGGGUGCGUCGCCGUGGACACUCCACUGGUACUACACGAUCAAGCUGUCGGGGCUCAUCGUUGGCCGGGCCGUGUGGUACCGCUGGCACGGCUGGCACUAUUUCUUGUAUGAUCUGUGCUAUUUUAGCAACCUCGUUCUGCUGGUCUACAUCUGGGUCCUGCCGAACAGCGAGGUGCUCUUCGAGGCGGCGUACGGGCUGAGCGGCGUCCUGAUGGUCUCCAUCCCCGUGUUCCGAAACUCAUUCGUGCCGCACUCCCUGGACCGCAUCACAUCGUUGCACAUUCACUUGGGCCCGGCGCUGCAGCUUUAUGUCCUCCGCUGGUACUCGAACGGGCGCCCAGUAUGGUGGUCGGAGACAUGCCCCAGCGGAGGACUGCCCGCGGAAGAGGUGCGGAGCUGGUUCGGCCUGGCGGGCGCACCCUGCGUUUUCAGGAUACCCGACGCGUACUCCGUGCUCCCCAGCCUGUGCGUGUACGCGGUGUUCAUCGUGGGCUAUUGCGUCAACCAGUUCUUCUGGAAUCGCAAGACGAUCGAUAGAAGGGGUUACGCCACUCUCUAUCAUCACAUGGCCUACGACAUGGGCAUCAUCAACAGGCUGCCCACCAGGCUGCGGGGGCCGUGCGCCAGCCGCUGCGUCUUCGUGGUGGGCCACUUCCUGCUUUUCUGCGCCGGGCUGCCAGUCGUCCACGCCCCUUGUCUGCUCCACACGGCUCUGCUGUGCGUCGUGACGGCGUGGGCCCUCUGGAACGGGGCCUCCUUCUACAUCACGUACUUCUGGAGGGUGUACGAGGAGCAGAUCCACGCCUUCGAGAGGCAGAUGGCGGAGGCGGCCUCCAAGUCAGCGCACCCGGACGUCCAGGAGGCGCCCCUCACCCCGCGCGGCGGCCGCUGCACGGACACCUCCACGGAGCCGCCGAAGACCAGCGAGGACCCCACCAGCCCGACAGACGCCGACGACGAGGGCACCGACGCAGGCCCUCAGCCCGACGGCCCCGACAAGACUGCCUGAGGGGCGCCGCUUCGCGGCGCCCGCGUCGGGGGCCGCAGAUCCGACGUGGGUGGCCCUCGGCGCCAGGGGUGCCGAACCCCCUCGGGAGCCCUGAGACGGGGGUCAAUGCAAACGGGGGUCAGCCAGAGCGCCGGAUCUUGCCGGACCCUGCAGGGCCAGGGUCGCAUUGACCCGGGUCUGGGGUUUGGGCGCAGGGUCCUGCAGGAUCCUUCGCAUGGGCCCAGGUUUUGGGUGCAGGAUCUUGCAAUGGCCUGACUGACCCGGGGCGGGAUUGACCCGGGUCAGAAGAUCCCCGACCCCGUCGCGCUUCUCGUCUCCCCGCCUCCGCCCCAGCCUUUGAGUCCCCGAGGCGCCCUGGUCGCAGGGUCGGGCAUGCCCGACGUGACCAGGGUGCAGGUCCUGGUAGCAAAGCCCAUGCAAACGGGGCGUUAGCAAACUGGGCGGCAGCUAAGGGGCC
Molecule: messenger RNA, 2021 nt
Organism: Prorocentrum cordatum
Lineage: Eukaryota; Dinophyceae; Prorocentrales; Prorocentraceae
Source: the annotation of a GenBank genome assembly